CUUUUGUUUCAGUUAUGUUCAGACAUUGUGUGGUAGUGUACAACUGAAAGUGUUUGCCAAGCGCAUUUAAUAGUGUGCCAGCAGUGCAGACAGCCUCUCUGAAACAGAUCAAGGAAAGCAGCCUUUCACCUGUCUCUACAAGAUUCUUGAUAACAUUUAACAGUGCAGAUCAGCUCCAACUAACACAUCAGCACCUCAUCGUGCUCCUGUGACAGAGAGACACCAUCAUGCUCUUGUUCCUCUUCUUGUUUGGUCUGGCUCUGGGUGCUGAGUCUCCUUCAGGUGACCAUGAAAUGAAGCUACAGCGUGGUAACUGUCCCAUGUUCUGGUUUGGCUUCAACCACUGCUGCUACAAGUACGUCACCACACGUAUGACCUGGGCUCAUGUAGAGCUCUACUGUGUGUCAGAGAGGGCCAACCUAGUGUCUAUCCAUAGCCUGGAAGAACAGGAGUUUGUCAAAUCCCUGAUCAAGAACUUUGACGCUGCUCAGGGAAAAACCUGGAUCGGACUCAAUGACAUCCCCAAAGAAGGCAGAUGGAUGUGGUCUGAUGCAUGUGCAGUGGACUUUGUCUUUUGGGAUGCAGAAGAGCCAAACAACCAUGGAGAAUAUGAAAACUGUGUUCACAACAAACAUGAUAGUAAUGUGAAAUGGAUAGAUUGCACAUGUUCUGACACUUAUCCCUCUGUUUGUGCAUCUUGCAUAGUCUUUCCUUAGGAACUGAGAUGGUUGCUGAAAAACAAAAAAUGCGAGUUUUCAAUUUUUAUACAGACAACA
Molecule: messenger RNA, 776 nt
Organism: Thunnus maccoyii (southern bluefin tuna)
Lineage: Eukaryota; Metazoa; Chordata; Actinopteri; Scombriformes; Scombridae
Product: echinoidin-like
Exons: 1
Coding region: 228-716 (162 amino acids)
Molecular function (GO): signaling receptor activity
Source: RefSeq, a predicted model, not a curated record